Messenger RNA from Folsomia candida, 1368 nucleotides. RefSeq lists its product as uncharacterized. The transcript has 2 exons. The record is from RefSeq and is a predicted model, not a curated record. The coding region runs from base 144 to 1253 and encodes 369 amino acids. Lineage: Eukaryota; Metazoa; Arthropoda; Collembola; Entomobryomorpha; Isotomidae.
UUCACCAACCAAUUGACCAGGAUCUCCUGCGUGGGUCUCACUAUCUAAAAAAUGAAUUACUAUUAUUUUACAAAACCAGCCUCGUUUGGACACCAUUCGACCAUGAUGACCCCGGUUUCAGCACUACCACCACAAAAACCGUUAUGAUCCAUGGUGAUGCGACGCAAAUUAUCGCUCGUGCCCAAAUACUUGGUAGGUGGACGCUUGGAGAAGUAAAUAUUACUGGAACGGCGCAUUUUAUUUCAAUAUCACGUAAAAUUUUGGAAAACCAAGAAUUCGAAAUUUUAACAAAUCCCAACAAUUUCAUAAUCAACUGGGUUCCAUACUUCGAAUUCAAAUCAUCCUCUUGCCCUACCAAGUUCGUCCCCGUUGGGACAACCAACAAUUCAACCAUCUUCGUCGGACGGAAGUUCAACCUGGACACCGCCGAAUUUCAAACCCACCCUACAAAUGUUUCUGAAAUUCAGUAUAAAAUUCCUGUCUCGGAAAUUUUGUCCUCCACCACCACAAAGGUCAAAUUCGAGCUGCACUCUGCCAAACUAGUCGACAUGGAGGAAACGUUCGAAAUCUCCGUCGGAGAAACGGCACAAUUCCACAAUCACGGCGAGGCCCAAGUGCGACGCCCCGUUUCCGCGAUGGAACGAAACGUGGAAACAACCACCACAACUAACGGUCUGGAUGGAACAUUUGGCAUGAUUUUUGAACCUUGUGAUGGUAAACGGUGUGCAAUUAGACCCAUCAAAAUUAUACCGCUGGAUAUCUUCGGAAUAUUUUGGAUUGAGUUGGAAUUCCGAUUUUUCCUUCAGCUCGAGGCCUUCCUAAAUCUCGAGGGUGAUCUGACCAUCACAAAAAUCGAGAGUCGUACAAAAACAAACGUCAUUGAAGUCACGAUUCCUGGAAAAACAUCGGUCCAGGUUUGUCCUGUUUCUGUGACUAGAAAAAGUGAGGCUACUCUCCAGGUCGGGGGACGGUUUCAAGUCGAUCAGUUCCAUAAUGGAUGUGGUGCAAAUUUACUGGAUAAGUUAAUACCACAGAUUGCCAACCACCAAGGAAAUGGGACCGAUGUUCAAGUAGAAAACUUAAGUGUUGGCAGGAUUCGAAAUCAGGGUCCAUACAGUUUUGAGUUUUACGUCCUCCAACUUAACUCGUAUGGAAUGGACUGCCAAAAAAUAAAGGAUAUAAUUUCCAGAAAAAGGGAAUAUUCAAGGGUCGAGAUGCAAAAAGUUCUUAAGACGAUACAUCGAUUUAAAUAAUAUAUAAUUGUUCAUUUCUGUAAAUAAUAAUUUAAAAAAAUCGUCCUAAUGACGCAUGUAUGUCUACAUAAUACCAUCAUAAAAAUAAAAAUGUGCAAAAGUCGGCAUCACUCUA